Amphimedon queenslandica is the source of this 422-nucleotide messenger RNA. RefSeq lists its product as uncharacterized. The record is from RefSeq and is a predicted model, not a curated record. Lineage: Eukaryota; Metazoa; Porifera; Demospongiae; Haplosclerida; Niphatidae. The transcript is spliced from 5 exons. The coding region runs from base 15 to 422 and encodes 135 amino acids.
UCAGUGGAUUGGCAAUGGAUCAUAUUGCUGGAUAUGCUUUUGGAGGACUGAGGCCUCACUCACCAAAUGAACACGUACUCAAUCCUAAUGUACUGGUCAUACACACUAUGAAGGGUAUUGAGGUCCUUCAUUUAUCAUCAGGGCGUCCAUUGUUCUCACUGCCCCUCUCCUCCACUCAUGCUGCCCAUGGGGACAUUAAUUCUGACGGAGUCAUUGAACACAUUAAUGCUGUCAUUAACCCUGGAGAAGAGUACAAGCCUGGUGAUAUCAUCAAUAAACAUGAUGAAAUGGACUGCUUUGGACAAGCUGUUUCUAGCAAUAACAAAGUAAGUACAUGUAUACUGAGACGGAUAUUCAGACACUCUGUGUGUAAAGCUACCCACUGGACUGAGACAUUCAUUGCAACUGAAAUUUUAAAUUAA